Phalacrocorax carbo (great cormorant) is the source of this 5447-nucleotide messenger RNA. The record is from RefSeq and is a predicted model, not a curated record. Lineage: Eukaryota; Metazoa; Chordata; Aves; Suliformes; Phalacrocoracidae.
GGCACCCGCGCCCUUCAGCCGGCAAUCGCUGGGAGGGGAGUUCCUCCGACACGCCUCCCCCCUUCCCCCCCAGGCCGUGUCCUGGGCUGCAAACACUGCUGGAUAGCAGAGAACUGAGCCGAGCAGCCGGCGAUCCUUCUCCAGCCACAGUAAAAUCCGAGGCGAAAGAGGAAAGAGGAGAAGCCCUCAGGCACAAGGGCGCCGGCCGGAGCCUCUAGGGGCGGAGAGGAGCCGCCUCACGCACCUGCCGCCGACCCGGCACGGCCCAGCGCAUCUCGUCUCAGCGCCGAGCCAGGCUGCCCUCCAAGAAUUCCUGGUCUCUGUGCAUGUGAGGUGUGAAGGUGGGCAACAUCCCGUAGCUGUCACCAUGGAUUUUGUUAUGAAACAAGCUUUAGGAGGGGCUACCAAAGACAUGGGGAAGAUGCUUGGUGGGGAUGAGGAGAAAGACCCAGAUGCUGCCAAGAAAGAAGAGGAACGACAGGAAGCACUCAGGCAAGAAGAGGAAGAGAGGAAAGCCAAAUAUGCCAAGAUGGAGGCUGAAAGAGAAGUUAUGAGACAAGGGAUUCGAGACAAGUAUGGGAUAAAGAAGAAGGAAGAAAAGGAAGCAGAGGCCCAGGCUGCACUGGAAGCUAAUGCUGAAGGGAGUCUGACGCGCCCAAAGAAGGCAAUCCCUCCUGGCUGUGGGGAUGAAGAGGAGGAGGAAGAAGAGAGCAUUCUAGACACAGUCAUCAAAUACUUACCAGGGCCCCUGCAGGACAUGUUCAAGAAGUAAUAACUGCAGACUGUUAGACGGGCAUAAACAGUACUGCAAAGGAUUUCUCUUUUGCCCAAUGGGGAUUUACAAUCUUGCCAUCCAUCAUGUAGCCCUCCCCACCUCUGGCCUCUACUGCUCACUAGAGGUCCCUUUGCUUCCCAUUCCCUUCUGACUGCCUUUUUCCCUUCCCUCCAGCCCAAGACUAAUCCAUUCCUUCUUUGUACAUAGUCACAUCCAGUAGAUGCCUCUGAAUGGAUGUAAAGAUUAAAAAGCUGCAGACUACACAACUUUUAUUAUAAGCCAUAGUACUAUGUAUGUUAAAUAAGGCAACUGUACAUUAAGCAUAGAAAAGGAACAACCUCACAUGCAUUUCCAUCCAAAGCAGGAAAGCGUAUUCACUAAGUGUGAACAGUGGCCUCUUUAAUUCUCUUUAAUUCUCUUUAAUUAUCUUUUUAUUUUUAUUGAUAAUAAUUAUUAGCUGUUACUAUUAUUAAUGUUCUUGUUGAUUGGCUCACACUAGCCAUUUGUUGUUGAGCAUGUCUGUCCUUGGAAGGGAUAUCUCAUUUCUCCCAUGGAUACAGAGCCUUUCUGUUUUAAUUUCAUCACUGGCAUGAAUAGGAGAUUAUUUGGAAAGUAAAUCGUACAUGACAUACACAGCUGACAUUAACUCAGAAAUGUGGAAGAAGUGAGUCAUCUGCCCUCAGAUGCUGGUGGAAGUUAAAUGCCCAGAAUCUAAGCAAGAGUCAUGUUACUUUGGGAAUUAGCCAUAUACUUAACUUGAAAGAGCAGAUUUGGUCAGACUGCUGCCAUUCUGAGACCUGAAACCACAUGAAAGUGCAUGGUGCUCUAGUAGAGGAUCUCCCCAACCCCUUUGAAGCCAGUGACCAAGUACAUAGACUGCUCUGAUUAACUAACCUUCCUCUUUCUGCCCAGUGACAUAUUCAGCCGUUCCAUUCCCUGCGGUGGUUGCAAGAUGGACAUUUGGUUUCCUGUAUAUUGUUGUGGCUGUGUUCUGCCCACCCCUUCCUGCCUUGUGUGGGAGAGUGCGGUGGCCCUGGAGAUCCAGAAAUCCUGAGUUCACCUACCGUGUAUCAUGCUAAAUUACUGCAUUGCCUUGGGGAGGUCACUUAAUUUCCUGCCCCACUGAGCUUCUCCAGAUGUAAAGUUUAAGUUUCAGUUUCUACCUACUAUAAAGGCAUAAAGUGAGAAUGCUUCUCCAGUGCUGUGCAGAAACUAGUUAAUAUUAUAACAGUGUGUGGCAUCCCUUUAUGUUAGUCAGAUGUGAGGAAAUCUGUCUCACCAUUAUCUUUGUUGCCUUUCCCAGACACAGUUACAGAGAGCUUCUCAACAUAGCGCUUCAGGUAUCAAGUAACUGCAUAACAUAAGCCAAAUUCUACUGGAGAGGUUGACUUGCUUGUACAUACACAGACUUACAUACAUAGAUUUAUUCUGAAUAUAGACCCUAUGAUCAGGUGUCUGGCUUGUCAUCUGAAAUGCUGAUCCUGGAAUUUUUGCAUUUGGCUAGGUCUCUGUAGUUGCUGCUGUGAGAACAUCAUGCCAUCUCAGCCUCACAAUCUUGUAAGAGAAUCAGGGUUUGCCUGGCAGAACUAGGCUUGUUUGUCCCUGUCAUGGGAACAACAAAAGUUUCAUAAGUAAAGGGAAGAGAUUUGGAAGCAAAAACACAUUUUCUACUGACAACAAAAAGGAAAGCAAUCUGAGACACUUCAUUAUGUACCCUAAAUCAAGCAUUUUACUUCAGUGGAGCUUCUUUGACACACAUGUUCAGUUGAACUGAGUUUAGGCAAACAUCUCAGUACUUUCCUGGAUAAAGUAUUUUAAAAGAUGUUUAUCAUCUUUUCAGGUAAGCAGAAGAAAUCUGCACCAUAGUUAAGGCAAUGAGCUUGUGAACUCUGUGCCUUUUAAGCAGCAUCUCUCAUAAUAGAGAAAAAUAUUAGGAAAGAGAAGAAAUAUAUGUAUUUUGGCCUCCCCAUCCAAUUCUUAGGCAUGCUUGUCCAUGCUUCUUCACAGAUAACUUCAACCAUAGGUUUCUACCAAAUCCAAAGUGGAGACUGAGGAAGUUUGAUUGAUCUACAAGUCAGAACCAGCUGAUAAAGAUGCAACCUAUUUCAGGCUGGUUCUACAAAAAAGACAUGUUCAUUCAAGUACAAACUGCCAAGCACUUCCCACAGUAAAGAAAAGGUAGGUUUUACUCUUUUGGAUAAUACCAGUGGGUUUUUUUGUCCUAAGCUUCAUUUAAUGCAAGAUGAGUGUCUGAAUCAAUGCUUGGGUGUAGCAGAGCAGUGUUGAGCAAUUUAUCAUUUUCCAGGGAAAGUGUCCUACUCACCCCAUACAAGUUCAGCAACCACUGUUAAAUUACUAUUUAAGUAAACUUCAAAGAAUUGAAAACCCUCCUGUCACAAAGGCAGUAGCAGUUUUUGAUGCUCUGCCACAGAGGGAACUAAAUCCAACACCCCUGAAAGCUGAAAGGCAGAGGCUGGCCCUUUGCUUCAGCCACUCAUUGGUAGUGAAAUAUUCUAGCCCAGAUCACACUGACACACUGACAUCAAUAUUUUUGAAAUGCUCUGACUAAUCUCUGCAGCCUGCAUCCUCUAAUACAUAAGUGGAACGAGCAGGAAUGUGUCCCUGCUAAAAGGAAUACAUCCAUUCGUAUUUUCCCCUGGCCUUGUGCUGGAGAAUUCUGCAAACAAAAAAACAAACAAACAAAGAGGAUGAGGUCAUUCUGUUCUGCUUUGGCCGUUCUCUGCCACUUUCUCGUUGACCUUUCCCUAGCCCCCAUCAUGGACUCAUAUCCUCAUCCAGCCAAAUACGUUUCCUGACAUAAAAUCAGAAUUUUCUGCCUGGUGUCUUCCUUGCAUAAUGGUACUGCCAGUUGUUCGUUUGUUUGUUUUUACAGUCUCCCUGACAGUUUGAUGUGCAUGUGAGUGCACAUAUGUGUGGAAGAUGAGGAAAAGGGAAAAGAAAGGGAGAAGAGAGGGAAGGGAAGAGUGUUUUGAAUUAUUUUUUCUACCUGUGCCUCAGCAUCUGUGCCAUUGAAUGACUGGUCUUGGCAGGGUCUUGUGUGGCCUGUGCUCAAAUUUCAUAAACAGGUACUGCUCUCCCCAUGCUCAGAGCAUGAAAAAUACUCCUUUUUGAGCCAAGCUCCUGAGCUGUGUGAACAUCCCUAUUUGAACCCUGAAGAGGUCCAUAAGAACUCUGUGCUGAGUUUGUUAGGCCUCAUGCCAGACUCACAGAGCAGGAGGGAAAGGAAAGGUGGUUUAUUAAAUAAUGUUUGCUGGGUCUUUUUCAUUGUGGGAGCUUCCCAGGCCAGCCCUUUCAUCUCUUCUGCAACUCAGCUUUCCACACCUGCCCAGCCCUUCCUCCCGGGACAGCAGAGAGUUCAGCCAGGUGUGAGCUGGUAGUUCGUAUUUUAAUUUUCCUUUUUUUUUUGUUUUUUUUCACUAAAGAAACAUGACAAAAGAUCUACCACAGGUACUGGACAGGUUUUGCUUGGUUGUGCCUCACAUAAGUUUUGGCACCUUGCAUGGGUUUUGGAUCUCUCCUCAAGUCUUUCCACUGCCCCCAAAGUGCCUGAGACAUGCUGAACAGACUCGAGACCAGGCACUCUCCCCUCCCUUUUCCCCAUCCAUUUCCCUUCCUACUCUGAACUGGCAACAUGGGACACAGGCACCUUUGGCUUAUACAUGGAGGUGAGAAGCAUUGUCUUGGACACUUUCCCCCUCAGCACUCAAGCAGGUGUUGAAGCACUUAAUACCAAAGAGAAGCAUGGUUCAUUGUUUGGAUUCUGAAUAUCUCUUUGUCUUUCCAUGCCAUUGUUUUAUUUGCAUCAGUGGUCUGUUCAAUCUCAGGUAAAUGAGGUCUUUUGCUUUUUUAGCUAGUUUUUAUUUACACAGAAAGGUUGGUGGCUAGACACUGCAGCCAUUUUCCUUCACAGCUCCAAGACCUUAUUGGUUAGUUAAAAAAAAGUCAAAGAGCCUCCACAUUUGGAGGGCAAAAGAUUUAGUUUGCCAUUGAACUUGUGAACUCAUAUUUAUCUUUAGAGAAAGCCAUAUGAAAUCAGACUGCAAUAUUAAUUAUGAAUGCUACUCUUGUGUUUAAAAUAAUAAUAAAAAUAAUUCAUGUGCUAAAUCACUUUGGAGUUCCUCUAUGUUUCUAGUACCAUACGUUGGCUUAGGUCCCACCCAGUCCCUCUCCUUCGUCAAGAAAGUUCAUUUGAAUGCUGCUGAAUACAUCUUUUUGGCAAGCUUACUGUGGUAGAGUAAGCAUUGUUAGAAAUUAGUUAUUGUGACCUCAAAGUAAUGUCUUAUGUAUCUGCAGGUUGUCUGUAUGUGUUCUGAAUAUAUGUUAUCUUGAUAACUGUUUCUUCAUGUGCUGAGUUAGUAAAAUGUUCAAUACUGUCCUUAAAAAAUUGCUUGUUUUCUCUCUUUCUCUCUCCUUCACACACAGAGAGCAAAGUUCAACUUAGCCAUGCAUUUUCUAGUAGAAAUGCUCCCCAGCUUUCUUUCAGAUGCAUGCAGUACUCUCCAAGUAGCUAGAAGACAAUUUAAAGUAGAGACUUUGUGAAUGUGAAUUUCACUUGUUAUUUGCCUGCUACUUGUUGGUGCAUGAUGUGGGUAAAUGGUAUGAUGUUCUUUUGAAAUGGAAUCACAGCCAAUAAAAAAGGUGAUUUCAUACA